This is a messenger RNA of Limulus polyphemus (Atlantic horseshoe crab), 1470 nucleotides long. RefSeq lists its product as uncharacterized. The record is from RefSeq and is a predicted model, not a curated record. The transcript has 7 exons. NCBI's taxonomy places the organism in Eukaryota, Metazoa, Arthropoda, Merostomata, Xiphosura, Limulidae. Bases 399 to 1274 code for a protein of 291 amino acids.
CCUAGGUUAUGGUUCGUGUAUAGAAAGAUAGCCGAUGAGGUAGAGAGUAAUGUUUUUCCAGAUUGUUAAUUAAAAGAAGUUAAUAAAAAUGAAUGCUUUUAUUGAAGGCUUAAUUUCUUAUCUUUUCAAUGGCCUUAGCUUAUUUCAAAUAAGCUUAUUUUCUGUACGAAAACUGUUAAUAUGGGAGAGACCUUAUCUGAGUGCCAUUACUUUGGUUUUGAUCAAUUGCCUAUUUUGUGGAUAACGAACCAGCUGAGAGCCAUGACAAGGAAGUGUUUUCUGGAUAUAGUUUAUGUUUCUCCGAGUGGCAAUUAACUUUCAAAAACUUGGCACGUGAUUAUUGGCAUCUGCGAAAAAUUAAUCAUGGAUUGUUCUGUGCCUUCACUUGUUUUGCUUUGAUGGUCAUGGCAGCUGUUGGCCAUUUUGUGCCUGAUAUCAUAAUUGUGAGUAGUCUAGUGAUGGUUGUAUCCCUGGGACCAGGUCUUUUACUUUUUGUUGUUUCUGCAUCAUGGUUUGGAACUGUUAAAGAACUAUUUGGGGUUACUUUUAGCCAAGAGAGGGCUACCUUAGGAGAAAGCUUGACUGGUGAAAGCACAGAUAAUGAAAGUGAAUUAGACGAGUUCUUGCCACCAGCAUCAACAGAUUCCAUUGCUAUGGAUCUCAGCCUUAGUGAAGACAGGGGUAAUAAUAAUAACAAGCAUCCCUCCAACUCGAGAUCAACAUCUUCACUAACGCAGCCCGAUCCUGAAGAAUUUCAGAGUAUGGCUCAGGAGCUUGGAAUAGAAUCUCUUCUUAACGAAGAUGACGAGUUAUCCUUGAUUCAGGGCCUGGGAAAUUUUCCAGAUGUACAUGAUGAAAGUGAAGAUGACAUUGAAGUUCAUCUUCCAACAUCUGUUCAGAAGGACACAAUAAAAGAAAUGCAGUAUCAUCGUGCUGUUGAAAGAGAGUUCAGUUCUUCCUCUGAAAGUGAAGAAGAAAACGUCUUUGCAAAAGGACUUGCAUUUUCCGAAGUUGAGACGUCGAGCUCUACCCAGAAACCCCUGGCAGUUACUCAGCAAUCUCUUCUUAUGAACUCUGGCCUCGACAUUAUAGACCAGUUACGAAGAACUGUACAAAAAGAAAUAGUUUCUCAUUUGGGAUUGUUCAAAGGAUCACAAAGUUUGCAUUCAAGAAGUAGCAACAAAAACUUACAUGCAGGAUCAUCAGAUCAAACAAGUGGUUACGAUGAUAGUGACUAUGAGAUGAUCUCUGAAAAUUCUGAUGUUAAUUCCUGAUAAGUUUUUAUUAUGGUUUGUGUUCACUGAUAAAUUUAAAGGCAUUCUAUCAUCUUCCCCAAAACUCUUAAUUUUAGCAUAAUUAUAAUCUUCGAUAAUAUAUUGUAAGUCUGAAAGUUCAACAUCUUGCAUCUUUUUUUACAUUUUAAAUCUGUAUUUUAAUUUGUGUUUUUUACACCUAAAAGCAUAUCUUACU